Drechmeria coniospora is the source of this 1386-nucleotide messenger RNA. RefSeq names its product developmentally regulated GTP-binding protein 1. The record is from RefSeq and is a predicted model, not a curated record. Gene Ontology annotation, molecular function: GTPase activity; GTP binding. Bases 1 to 1386 code for a protein of 461 amino acids. The transcript has 4 exons. NCBI's taxonomy places the organism in Eukaryota, Fungi, Ascomycota, Sordariomycetes, Hypocreales, Ophiocordycipitaceae. Gene Ontology annotation, biological process: cytoplasmic translation. Gene Ontology annotation, cellular component: cytoplasm.
AUGUCGACAACGGUGGAAAAGGUAUGCUGCCCCGAUACCCGUCCACGGCGGUGUCGGCACGAGCGAGAAAGAGUCGAGGCUGACAAUGGCGAUUCGGCAGAUCAAAGCAAUCGAGGAGGAGGUGCGUACCACGAAGAAGCCGAGACGACCCCCCUCCCGUUCGGACGACGCUUCUUCCGCGACCGAGUUUCUAACAGCGAGGGUGGAUCGCAGAUGGCCAAGACGCAAAAGAACAAGGCCACCUCCUACCACCUGGGUCAGCUCAAGGCCAAGCUGGCCAAGCUGAAGCGCGAGCUGCUGACGCCCAGCAGCGGCGGCGGCGGCGGCGGUGCUGGUUUUGACGUGGCGAGGACCGGCGUCGCCAGCAUCGGCUUCAUCGGCUUUCCGUCGGUUGGCAAGAGCACGUUGAUGAGUCGGUUGACCGGGCAGCAUUCCGAGGCGGCGGCGUACGAGUUUACGACCUUGACGAGCGUACCAGGACAGCUCAUAUACAACGGCCUUGGCGCGUCUCCAGGCGCUCCUCUUCAGGUCAUCGACUUGCCAGGAAUCAUCGAGGGUGCCAAGGAUGGCCGGGGUCGAGGUCGGCAGGUCAUUGCCGUCGCGAAGACGUGUCAUCUCAUCUUCAUCGUCCUCGACGUGAACAAGCCCCUGACGGAUAAGAGAGUCAUCGAGUCGGAACUGGAGGGAUUCGGCAUCCGCAUCAACAAGGAGCCGCCCAACAUCACGUUCAAGAAGAAGGACAAGGGUGGACUCAACAUCACGAACACGGUGCCUCUGACGCACAUCGACAACGAUGAGAUCAAGGCCGUCAUGAGCGAGUACCGCAUCAACUCGGCCGACAUCACGAUACGCUGCGAUGCCACCGUCGACGACCUGAUCGAUAUCCUGGAAGCCAAGAGCCGCAGCUACAUCCCCGUCGUGUACUGCCUCAACAAGAUCGACUCCAUCAGCAUCGAGGAGCUGGAUCUCCUGUAUCGCAUCCCCAACGCCGUCCCCAUCAGCUCCGAGCACGGCUGGAACAUUGACGAGCUCAUGGAGUGCAUGUGGGACAAGCUCAGCUUGAAGCGCGUCUACACAAAGCCCAAGGGCAAGCAGCCCGACUAUUCAUCACCCGUCGUGCUUCGGGCCACGAGGUGCACCGUCGAAGAUUUCUGCAACGCCAUCCACCGGACCAUUGUGGAGCAGUUCAAGACGGCCAUCGUGUACGGCAAGUCGGUCAAGCAUCAGCCUCAACGAGUCGGUUUGGGACACGAGCUGGAGGACGAGGACGUGGGUGAGUACCUCCGCAAGCCCUCCGCAAGCGCCGAGCGAGUGGGUGAGGCUGUGCAACCGGCGGGGACGGCAGCACGAACCAGGGUUCUCGCUGCCAUCGGCACAUGGACUUGA